AUGGAUAACUGUUUCAUAGAUACAACACUAGAGUUUUUACAAAUUGCCUUUCAUAAUAUUUUAUACUACGCUUCCAUUUAUCCAAUAAGCAUUUUUGAGACUAGAAGAAAGUACAGCAUUGUUGUUUAUCGCUCUAAUCAUCCUGAGGUUAACGAGUACAUUGAUUUAUGUUUAAAAAGUAUUGCUGAAUGUCUGCAUAACGGAGAUUUAAAACGUGUUGAGUUCGCUAUAACUUCGAGUGAUUAUGAAGUGUUAAUGAAGUUCGUCUUUGACUUGGAUAAAAACGACACCCAUGAUGAAACACGUGAUGCCUAUUUGGUGCAAGCUGAGCAGAAUAUGCGGGCUUUCUGCCUAAAGUUAACCACAUUAAGUGAUAAGUUUACAGAUUUACCUGAAGAUAGAAGUUUCAUGAUAUUCUUACAUACAAAUGAGUCGGCUGCUGUAGCUAUGGCAGCAAACCCAGAAUUAGAAAGUUUCCCACUUGUUGAAACUGAAGUAGAAACUGAAUUUCAGCAUAUCUUACCAUUGAGAAGGUUCUGUGUUAGGAAUUAUAAUUUAGAUAUGUAUAUGGAGUUUAGAUAA
This is a messenger RNA of Leptosia nina, 582 nucleotides long. NCBI's taxonomy places the organism in Eukaryota, Metazoa, Arthropoda, Insecta, Lepidoptera, Pieridae. The record is from the annotation of a GenBank genome assembly.